Messenger RNA from Hemiscyllium ocellatum (epaulette shark), 3592 nucleotides. RefSeq names its product zinc finger and BTB domain containing 41 (gene zbtb41). NCBI's taxonomy places the organism in Eukaryota, Metazoa, Chordata, Chondrichthyes, Orectolobiformes, Hemiscylliidae. The transcript is spliced from 11 exons. The record is from RefSeq and is a predicted model, not a curated record. Gene Ontology annotation, cellular component: nucleus. Bases 521 to 3262 code for a protein of 913 amino acids. Gene Ontology annotation, molecular function: protein binding; DNA-binding transcription factor activity, RNA polymerase II-specific; RNA polymerase II transcription regulatory region sequence-specific DNA binding. Gene Ontology annotation, biological process: regulation of transcription by RNA polymerase II.
GCUAUGUCCCGUGGUCCAGGAGUGUCAGUUGAGUGCGGUGGCCCCAGCUCACAGUCCAGAGCAGGAGCUGGCGGCCUGAGACACUACUUCUCCUCGUUUGGUGGCACCGAUUGCGGGACAGUGCCUCUCUGGCUGGGCCCUUCUGGGGCAGAGGGGCUCUGACAACCAGCCCGUGGCUCUCACAGCAGCAUGAGGGGAUGCACUGAAGCUUGAGCUUGCUGGUUUUAGUGGGCCAGCCACCUGCUCUCUGACCUUGGUGUGAAUCUGAUGGGGAUGGGAGAUCUGACUGCCUGAUGGCGGAAAUGAGAGGGGGGAGAAUCAUAACCCAGUUUUGUACUGCAGGCCCGAUGAAUAUCGUGACUAUACUAAGAAAAUUUUGCAAAAUGAAAUCAUCUAAUAUCAACAAAGACUACAAGGACAACUGACAUUGAAACAACAUAUUUUUGUUCUAUAGUAUUGUUCCAAUGACUGUCAGCAAACUGAGAAAAGUUACACAGUUGCUGCAGUUUUCAUAAACAUCAUGUCUCAGAAUACUGACAAUUCUUAUAAAACUAGUUCACAUUUAAUGGGAACACCUUGCAAAGACAUUUUUUUAGAUUUACAGACUGCAAAAUUUGAAAAUCGAUGCUGUGGUCCCAGAUCAAUUCAAGGCCUUUCAAGUGUUGCAGAUAAUCUGGAUGUUCCUUUAGGUCCAUCCUCACCUAUUAUACACCUGAGAUCACUGGUACAUAACAAAAAUCUAUUGAAAUAUAUGAAUGAUGAUAGACUCAAGCAGUCGCCUUUCUGUGACUUAAUUAUCAUGGUAGAAGGAAAGCAUUUUUGUGCCCAUAAGGUGGUUGUUGCAGUGGGGAGCAGUUAUUUCUAUGCUUGUUUAAGCAAAAACCCAAACAUGGAUAGUAUCCAAUUGGACCAUGUAAGUUACUAUGUUUUCCAUCACUUGUUGGAGUUUCUAUAUACGUCUGAAUUCUUCAUACAGGAAAAUGAUAUCCCAUCAGUUUUGGAAGCAGCACAGUUUCUCGACAUUAUAGAUGCAGUUAAAUUAUUGUCUGGUAAUGAAAAUGUCUCUCGGUCAACCCAAUCAGAGAGUUCCACUGAAAACAAUCAGUGUUUGGAAGAAAAGAAUUCUCUUGAACCUGCUCCCAAAUUACAAAAUGUAUGUACCUUCUGCAGUAAAAGUUUCUGUUAUAAAAAAUCCUUAGAAAACCAUAUUGCUAGAGCUCACAGUGACCAUGCUCAUGUGCAACAAGAGAGUGCUGUUUCAACAAAGUUGGCACGUUCCACGAGGAGGUGGUCAACUCGCACUCGUAAGUGUCCAGCAAAAUUUGAAAGUAAAAGUAACAAUGAAGUCACAGAUAUCUCUGAAGAUGAAUCUUCCAGUAAAAAUGGGAGUGAUGCAGAGAAACAUGAUGAUUGUGAAGCUAUCGAAAGUGAAGAUGAAACGGAAGGAGUUGAAGUAAAAUUUGAGGAAGAAUUGGAAAAGGAGGAAGAAAUUGAAAGAGAGGAGGAAAACGAUGAAGAAACUGAUGAGGAUGAGCCUCUGGAUGCAGAAGAAAUUGAGCAAAAUAUUCCCAGGGAACUAGAUCCAGUCGUAUCACAGACUGGCAGCAAGAAAACACUUCAUUGUCCCAAAUGUGAUAAAACAUUUGAUCGAAUAGGAAAAUAUGAAUGUCACACUCGUGUGCAUACUGGAGAAAAACCUUUUGAGUGUGAUAUUUGUAGUCAGCGUUACUCUACCAAAUCCAACUUAACUGCACACAGAAAGAAACAUAAUGCGCAAGUUGCUAUUCAAAGAAAAGAACAAAAAUGUCCAUUCUGUAACAAGCUACAUGCCAGCAAAAAAACAUUGGCAAAGCAUGUGAGGAGGUUUCAUCCAGCUAAUGUACAAGAAUUUUUUGCUGCCAGAAAGAAGAAGAGUGAAGCCUGGAAGUGUGACGUAUGUAACAAAACUUUCACAAGGAGACCUCACCUUGAGGAGCACAGGAUCCUUCACACGCAAGACAAACCAUUUAAAUGUAGUUAUUGUGAAGAACAUUUCAAAUCGAGAUUUGCAAGACUUAAACACCAGGAAAAGUUUCAUUUGGGGCCAUUUCCAUGUGACAUUUGUGGUCGCCAGUUUAAUGACACUGGGAACCUUAAGCGUCAUAUUGAAUGCACUCAUGGAGGAAAACGAAAGUGGACUUGCUUUAUUUGUGGGAAGUCAGUAAGGGAAAGAACUACAUUAAAAGAACACCUUCGUAUCCAUAGUGGGGAAAAGCCACAUCUGUGCAGCAUUUGCGGACAGAGUUUCCGUCAUGGUAGCUCAUACAGACUACAUCUUCGGGUACACCAUGAUGACAAGCGAUAUGAAUGUGAAGAAUGUGGGAAAACCUUUAUUCGCCAUGAUCAUCUCACAAAACACCGAAAAACCCAUUCAGGAGAAAAAGCCCAUCAAUGUGAAGAAUGUGGAAAAUGUUUUGGCCGUCGGGAUCAUCUCAGUGUUCACUACAGAAGUGUCCAUUUGGGAGAAAAAGUCUGGCAGAAGUAUAAAGCGACUCUUCAUCAGUGUGAAGUUUGCAAAAAAGAAUUCAAAGGGAAGUCAAGCUUGGAUAUGCAUUUUAGGACACAUUCAGGUGAAAAGCCCUAUAAAUGCCCAGUUUGUAACCAAGCAUUUCGAAUUAAGAAGACAUUGACAAAACACAUGGUUAUUCAUUCAGAUGCUCGUCCCUUCAACUGUCAUCAUUGUAAUGCAACAUUCAAAAGGAAAGACAAGUUAAAGUAUCAUAUGGAUCAUGUUCACAGCACUAAAUCUCCAGAACAAUCAAUUGUGACUGCUUCUGAAGUGAAAAUGGUAUCCCAGCAAUUGCUAUUUACACAAGAUGGCAAAAUGUACGAAACUGAAGCAAAAUCUUAUUUGGAUCAAAAUAAGGUUUACCAAGGAGAUGGCAAAACGACAAUUCAGAACGUUCAUGGAGAUGUGACCCUUGUGCCAGUACAGAUUGCUGAUAGUACUGUUCAGUCUGAUGCAGCUCAACAUGCUGCAACCUUGGCACCACAAUCUCAUGAACUCCUUCAUUCCCAACAGCCUCAUCAGCAGCCUGAUUAUCAAAGAGCUACAGAUCUUGCAUUUCUAGAGAAGUAUACCCUUACACCACAACCUGCCAACAUUGUGCAUCCUGUUCGUGCUGAUCAAAUUAUAGAUCCAAGAGAGCAAUCAUAUCUUGGGACUUUACUUGGACUUGACACAGGUACACCAGUACAAAGUAUUUCCAAUGCAGGCCACUAAUUGCAAUGAACAGUACACCCUUUGUGAUGGCAUUAUCUUACACAAAAAAGUAAAAGACAAGUUUUUAUGUCAAAGCUAAUUUUAUAUUGAUUCCAAAUUAUGUAGUAAAUUGGUAUGCUUUCCUUUAAUUAUCCACAUUUUGGGAUCCUGGGUAUGUUUUAAUGUAUUUUUUAUGUUUACAUUUGCUUCAGGUCUUUCCAGUCUGAUUACUGAGGGACAAUGCAAGGCUUGUAUAUAACUGAAAUUAUGCUUUGGCGCGGUACAGAUGACUUGAAUGAUUUUAAACAUUAACCUAUUCAAAUCCAAAGAUUAAUAUUGAAAAUUAUUAAA